AUGAGUGCUGACUUAGGAAUCGGCGCCGCUUCCAUGGGCAUAGCUCUAGUGGCACUCGGUGCAGCAGUAAUGCAAGUCACGAUGGCGGUCGACGUCGAAGAGCGUCGGAAGGGCAAGACCGACCGCCUUGCCCUGGGAGACUGGGCCAUCGAUUGGCCUCAGCUCAAACUCCUCAUACACGUCUUAUGCAGAGCGUUUUGGUUGCAGUCUCCGUGGGGAGAUCCUAGAGAACUGACGGUACCUUUCAUUACUGUUGGAGAGAUAGAGAAAUACCUGUUCGCAGAGAGCGCGGCUGCAAGUAGGGAAGAUCUGCACAGGAGGAUGAAGGACAGACUGGUAGAGUCUGCGACCAAGGCGUUCUCCGCCGGCGAUGGACGAUACACAGGCAGGAUGUACGCAGUGCGAGAGACCACACGGAAGUCCUGCGAAGCCUGCUGGUCCGACGCCAUGAACAUGUGCGGACUCACCCGGAGACACUGGUCGUUGUUGACCAGGGUGAGCGCGCAGCCGUGCGACGGCGUGAUCAGGCCCGCCAACGCCGUCACGAACCUGCACAGUUUGUGGGGCUUCGGCAGAGUGAUGGGACUAAGACAGGUCAUCUGUUCGGGGUCGCGCAUCACGAUGACGAACGGCGGGGCGUCGCUGUACUUGGACCUCUACGCCGGCGUUGAUCGCCCCAUCCGACUGGCCCACUUCAGCGGCUCGCCGAAUGGGAGGUACAUGAUCAUCGAGGAGAUGUCGCAGCACACGGCACAGUCGGUCUAUGCAGACGCCGUGUGGGCGGCAGGGUGUGUACCGAACCCGAUCAGACUUUCUCCUACUGCCAAAGCCCUUCCCGGCCCAAACCCCUCGCGCACUAGUCUGAGCUUGCCAGAUGCAUUCACGUUCUCGACGGAGAAGAAGGUGACAUGCCAUAUUGAUGACAAAGGUUUGGCAGAGGAGUUCUACCAAGUCCUGUCCAGCAGUCCAAAGACAGAUUCAAAUGCCAUGAAUCUGUUAGAACUCGUCGGCUCCUCGGCCAUCCUACCAUGCAUCAGGACGUACCCAGUUGGCAAAAUUCCAGAACGCCAGUUGCGCGCAUGCUAUGCUGCAUUGCUGUGGUGCACACGAAACUGGGGAUUGUGUCCCAUACUGUCGACAUCCCGUGACCUACCUUCCCUGCCCUUUCAUGGGACAACAUAUAUCGGACCCGAAUUCGUGACAAACGCCCAGCAAGCACGAGCCUGGUCUCGCAUGAUGGAUUCCAAUGAGUUCUCCCUUGUCCCAGUCAACGAGCAAGCCUGGCCUACUGUAGUGGAAUAUGCAGAACGCAAGGCUGAGGAUGCAGACGACAAGGUGGCGCUGAACAACAGAGCGUGUACGAUCGCCGUCAAACUCUUGCAGAUCUGGAAGUUAGCAAUCUGGAGCGAUUUACAGUCCCCAGCGUCCGACCGCUCGUCCGAUAGUCAACGCAGCGUUUUGACCGCGCGGUUGGCAGCCGUCACAAUGGCCUCCAUAGCCGUAGCCACGGAUAGUACAAUCAUCGGGGACGACGAAGAGAACAAGGCGAUGGAGAUAGAGCUGGGCUGCGCAUUAUGA
Gloeophyllum trabeum ATCC 11539 is the source of this 1578-nucleotide messenger RNA. RefSeq lists its product as uncharacterized. The record is from RefSeq and is a predicted model, not a curated record. The transcript has a single exon. NCBI's taxonomy places the organism in Eukaryota, Fungi, Basidiomycota, Agaricomycetes, Gloeophyllales, Gloeophyllaceae. Bases 1 to 1578 code for a protein of 525 amino acids.